GCCUUCUAUAGAGCCAAAUACUCGUCGGACCUUGACACCACUCCAUCUCCAAACGACAACUUUUUCUCCGCUCUCCAAGCUCUCUUGUUUUUCUGGUUUGGGUUUGAGGGUGCCUUGAGUAAUAAUAUGACCAAGAUGGGUGUGGUGAGCUUAGCGUCUGCUUCUACUUCUUCAAGGGUAGCUAGUUUUGUAGUUUUGGGUUUGGUUUUGAACUUGGCUGUGGUUGGCAAUGGAGGUAUAACAAGCCCUUUUGUGAGGAAAGCUGAGAAGACUGUUGAUAUGCCUUAUGAAAGUGAUGCCUUUGAAGUCCCUCAUGGCUAUAAUGCACCUCAACAAGUUCAUAUAACACAAGGAGACCACAAGGGAAAGGCCAUGAUUGUGUCAUGGGUCUCUGUGGAUGAAAAAGGCUCCAGCAAAGUGCUUUUCUGGAGUGAAGGUCAAAAGAAAAGGAUGGCUGAAGGCAAAGCUAAAACCUAUACAUACCAUGAUUACACUUCUGGUUACAUUCACCACUGUACCAUCAGAAACUUAGAGUACAAUACCAAAUAUUACUAUGUGGUUGGAAUUGGGCACACUGAGAGGUUGUUCUGGUUUGUAACUCCUCCUGAAGUUGGGCCAGAUGUCCCUUACACAUUUGGUCUCAUGGGGGAUUUGGGCCAAACCUUUGAUUCAAACUUGACACUUACUCACUAUGAAGAAAACCCACUUAAAGGACAAACAGUUUUGAACCUUGGAGACCUCUCUUAUGCAGAUAAUCAUCCCAAUCAUGACAAUGUUAAGUGGGAUACAUUUGGAAGAUUCAUUGAGAGAAGUGCUGCUUAUCAACCUUGGAUUUGGACUGCAGGGAACCAUGAGAUUGAUUAUGCUCCAGAAAUUGGUGAAUACAAACCUUUCAAGCCGUACACUCACAGGUAUAAUGUCCCACACAAAGCAUCAGGGAGCCCUGCCCCUUUCUUUUACUCAAUCAAGAGAGCUUCAGCAUACAUCAUAGUCUUGUCUUCAUAUACAGCUUAUGGUACAUUUUUUUCCCUACUCUACCAAAAGUUAACCACUCCUCAGUACCAAUGGCUUGAGCAGGAGCUACCAAAAGUUAAUAGGAGUGAGACACCAUGGUUGAUUGUCUUACUGCAUUCCCCAUGGUACAACAGCUACAACUAUCAUUACAUGGAAGGAGAGAGCAUGAGAGUCAUGUUUGAGUCGUGGUUCGUGCAGCACAAGGUUGACGUAGUCUUUGCUGGUCAUGUCCAUGCCUACGAACGAUCUGAACGUGUAUCGAAUAUUGCCUAUAAUAUUGAAAAUGGAAAGUGCUCUCCGGUGGUGAAAGAUCAAUCUGCGCCGGUGUACAUUACCAUUGGAGAUGGAGGAAAUAUUGAAGGCUUGGCAACCAAUAUGAGGGAGCCACAGCCAGAUUACUCAGCUUAUAGAGAGGCCAGUUUUGGUCAUGCCAUUUUCGACAUCAAGAACCGAACUCAUGCCUUCUACAGUUGGCACCGGAACGACGAUGGAGUUGCAGUGAAAGCCGAUUCUAUGUGGUUUUUCAACAGAUACCAUCAUCCUGUUGAUGAUUCUACAAGUUCCCAAUCAUGAUCAUGGGAAAAGAAAAAAAAAAAUUGCUCUUGUUUUCUAGAAUAAAUUCAGAUGUGUAUCUUAUUUAAGUUAGUCAAUAUUUUCUGUGGAUGUUGGUAGGCUAUGUUUGGUUCGUCUCUCUAUUUCUACCAUUUAUAAAUCACCAAGGAUCUAUGUGUGAUCUGUUUUGA
This is a messenger RNA of Prunus avium (sweet cherry), 1757 nucleotides long. NCBI's taxonomy places the organism in Eukaryota, Viridiplantae, Streptophyta, Magnoliopsida, Rosales, Rosaceae. The record is from RefSeq and is a predicted model, not a curated record.